This is a messenger RNA of Durusdinium trenchii, 2306 nucleotides long. The record is from the annotation of a GenBank genome assembly. Lineage: Eukaryota; Dinophyceae; Suessiales; Symbiodiniaceae.
UAUCACGCGCCGAGAGUCCUCCACGCGAAUGGCGAAGGGCAAAGAGAAGAGCCGAGGUGGUCGGUGGCCCUGCGCUGUGAACACUGAAGUGUUGAAUGUAUUAAGCAUGUCCAAAAGCAAUGGGGGUGAAGUGGGGGUGUCAUGUGGGAACCCUAUGACACCCCUACCCCACAGUCGUGAGCAACUAUUAGGGUCCCUUUUGUGGGGGUAGACUGGACUUGGCCUGUUUGCGCAGGCGUCGGUCCAGGUCUGAAUUUGAAUCUUAAGGAGCGGUCGACCGAACGCAGAAAUAAGCUUACCACGACCAUCCUGGACAUGUGCUGGCUGGACUACCCAGCCCACUACCAAGACAGGAUCUCCCAUGACAGGACACCAUCUUUAGGUAGAGUCCAGGUCUGUCUCUGACUCCAAAAGUCAAGCUGUAGCUCGAUCUAGGUAUAUAUAGCCACUCUUGCCAGGAUGGUCCAGAUACCAACUUGGCUAUAGCGGACCUGCGAGCAGAGUAUGCGAGUUGCCAAACUAUAGAUACUAUAGCACAUUUCUGAGUUUUUGAUGCUGAUGAUGAGUCUGAAAUCUCUGAGGAUCUUCAGAAGAGGACAUGUCUCCAGCACAUCGAAGAUUUCGAUAUUGGCUUUUGUUCUCUCGACCACCCCCCAAGCAAAGCACUCUUCUCAACCAACAAAUUCACCCAACCAACAAAAACAAAUCAACUCAGACAAAAAAAACACCCUUCUCCACAGCCGUGAUUUGGCGGUUGUGGGCACUCACUUCUGACCACACGUUCUGCACGGCGCGGACAGGCGUGCAGAACGGCGCGGAGCGCGGUAUGCGCUCCUACACGGCGGGCUUGGAGGAGAUCUUCCGGCGCCUCCACGAGGGCAGUCGCCGCGGUGAGGAGCGGGCCUUGGGCUGGGCCGAGCUUCUAGACUCGGCGCUGGAUGCCCAAGUUCCCUUUAUGGAUCGAGAAGCCAUGCUCCAAGCCUUCUACUUUGGUCUCUAUGGCCUCCCACCGGCCACCGAUCUCCCCAGCGUGCCUUCGCGCUUCCGCGCCCCUGCGGGUGCCGCUGCGGGCGCUCCUGGGGCCGCAAGGGCCGGAGAAGCGUCGGGCGAGCGCCUGAAGCGUCUGGCGGGGAACCUGCAACAGCUGCAGAUCACACUGCAGGAGGCCUUGCGACAGGUGAACUCUCAACGACAUCCGGGCGCCUACUUGUUGCUCACCUGUCAUUUGGGCAGAGAGAGGCCACCGGGCUGCCAGAACUUUCCGUGGCUUUUGCUGGGCACGCUGCUCCUCUUGAUUGGCUUGCUGUGUGGGCCCAGCGGGAACACCGCAGGCACCGCAGGCACCGCAGCUCGCGCGAGCCAGCCGGGGCCAGUGGCAGAGGCCUUGGAACUCCGCGGCGCGGCUGAGGAGAUCUCGGUGCUACCCACCCUACUGGCCGUGCUCUUGCUUUCCGUGGCCCGGAAUGGCUGCGAAUGGCCUGUGGCGGUUUCAUUGCUGGGCCUUUCGUUGCUGGGUGCGUCGCCGCGGGUGUCGGGGGGGUCACCGGUCCUCGCAUGGAGGCCUGGCUGCGGACAUUGCGCUCUGGGACUCGCCCACCUCCGGUGCAGGAGCCAGUUCCAGCUACCGCCGAGGUUGUGGGUGAAAGUGCCGUGUACAGAGUGUUGAAGGUUGUUUGGUGUCAAAGUUCCAAGGCAGAGACUGAAUCAAUGUACUGUCAGUUGUUGAAGUCGAAACGCGUUUUUGGACAACUGUUAAACGUAAAAGGGAUCCACUGCCACCUUCUCAGGUUCAGUACGACUGGACCCUGGACUUUGAUCUCCAUGCCUAUUAAACAUGUUGAACACAUCGCCGUACCUCAGAGGGUAUGUGGAUCCAUAGGCUCAGAUGUUGUUCCUCGAAACAUGCACACUCUACCUUCAGUCUGAUCCAGCUUUUCAUGAGGUCAUCUUCCUAUUAGUCGGUCAGGACCGACUCGUAGUGUUUGGCCGAGACCAAGGGACCCUUGUUGAGAGAUCGGUCGAAUUGGGUGUUGUUUCGUCUCAACUCUUUUCAUGCCAUGAGCGGCGUGGCGAAUGCAGCUCGGCUGUGGUGGCACGGGGCGAAGACUUCCCACCAAACCACGAGGGUUCAGCGAAAAAAGACCCUGAAAUCCAUGGGCCGUCGGACGCCGAGCCAAGGGGUCGGUUUGCUUGUGAAGAGUCCAAGGGGUCGAUCAACGUGGCCGAGUGGCCGAUGAGAAGCUGCACCUUUUGGGGAGGAUUGGUGGUGCGAAGUUCUGUUAUGAUAAUGACCAGUUGUAUACCAG